GUAUUGUUUACAAAUCCAGUAAAUAAUUAAUGUGAAUUAUUUCUAAGUAAGAUGUAUAUUUGUGUGUGCUCAGAGUAAUUACUAUCGAUAAGUUUAUAUAUAUAUUGAUGUAAUUUCUUUAAUUCUUUGACAAUUCAUGUAGCUUGUUGAAAUAAGACUAGACUAAUUUAUUGUAAAGUUGUAUAUAAUUGAAGAGCGUAAUAAAAGAAUAAUAUAAUUAUUGAUUUCUUGGAUUGUUUUCCCAUGGAUAUUUUAACAGAUACAUUACAUCCACUACAUAGGAGAUACCCUGAGAUAAAUUUAUUUUUCAUCAAAAUAAAAUCCAUGGUUUCUCAUUGAUAAACUAAAAUUUCCUUUGAUGGAUACCUAUAUAAUUGUCCUCAGUACAAUUAUAUGUAUUAUAUUUCUAUUUUAUGCAUGUAACAAUUAUAAGCAAUGACAUCUAGUUCAUCUCCAAUGCACAAUAAUUGUAAUAGCAGUUUUAAUGAUAGCGGCUCUAUCAACGGGAUUUUGUGUAGAACCGGAAGUCUUGGAUUUAUUGAUGAAGUGCUACGUUACUCUGGCACUAAACAAUAUAUAUUCUUACAAGUUCAUGUUUGUGCAAUUCACCAAGUGAUUGUAGGAGAUAUAUCAGAUUUUCAUGAAGCAGAUGCUUUGAGCUAUAUUGAUAGAUAUUAUAAAAAAAGAAGAGCUCAUUGUACUGCAGCUUUACUAGAAGAUCGAAUUUGUUUACGACGUGUUAAACAGUCAGGAAAAAUGCCAUUUCAUCCAUGGAUUGUAUAUAAUGAAAUAAAGUAUGCAUUCAUAAGCCGGAAACGACCUGAAUACUUUGUCUUGUGUAUCGAUUCAAAUCAUGACCGGAGAAAAUACUAUGAAAUAUAUAAAUGUAAAUCAGCUGAUGAUGUUAAACAAAUUGAAGAGAAGAUAAAAGAAGCAAUGAGGGAUCCUGAUAAGUUACUACGUAAAAUGCAUAUUUUAAGCCGUAUUAUUUUACCUCCUGGAAAUAAUGUAAAUCAAAAAGAGUUGGUUCCGAAAAUUAUGGUAGAAGAUGUAAGUAAAUUAAAUGGUGAUGAAGAUAAUAAAAAUAUUUAUAGUAAUAUUCAUAAUAAUAAUAAUCGUAAUAAUAAUAAUAAUAAUCGUAAUAAUAAUAGUAAUAAUAAUAAUGGUGGUGGUGGUAGUAGCAGUAAUGAUAAUAAAAGUGGUAGUGCUGACAAUGAAAUUAAUGUCAAGAAACACAAAAAAUCUACUAGUUCCUUAAGCCCUGUCACACCAAUGAAAGACUUAACUCUUGAAUCAUUGAAUGAAAAUUAUGUUGUAUCUAGUCUUUCAAUCACUCCUAUCGAAUUUCUUCAUCAUUCACCUGAAUCAUUAAUUUAUCAAAUAAAACAAAGUGUAUACGAACCAUCUCAGAAUACACAUUCACUGUCCCAUUCUAUAUCAUCAGAAAGUGGAGAUAUUCAUCUUGAAACUCGAAUUAAUGAUAUAAUAGAUAAAAUAACAUUUAUUAAUCAUGAUCCACUAAAAGGAUUAUAUGAAAGUCAAAAUGGAAAUUUUUAUAUGUUUCUAGACCGUCAAGAAUUUCAUUUGAAUAAAUUCAUUGAUAGAGAAGAGAGUUCUAUCGUAUCUAAUCAUAAAGAAUGAAAACUUAACAUUAUCACUUAUUAUCAAAGAAUUAUAAAUAUAUUUCUUAUUACUUCUUCUUCUUCUUCUUAUGUUCAUGACAAUCAUUACAAUAGUAUUUUCUUCAUGAUUAAUAUGUUCUGUUAUAAUGUUCAUUGAUACAAUACUGACCUAUCCUUUCAUGAAGUAUUUAAACUACAUUGAAAAUGAUACAAUUUGAUAAUAGAAUGAAUAAAUCUUUAACAUGAUAAACAUAUGCUGAAUAAACGAAGAGGUAUUUAAGAAAAAAAGAAAAAAAAACAGUAAAAAGAAUAAUAAAACUGUUUGACAGUCAUUUCGUGUUCCAAGAUACAUUUACAAAACGUUCUCUUUGUGUGACCAGCGUAAUCCACGUCAAAAGAUCAAGUAGACUAACAAAUUGAGCAUAAAGUGGAAAACUAUAUUUAAUAUAUUCAUGAAUGACAGGAUUGAUUGAGAAGUCGGUACGAUGCUUCGCAGAAUGGGUUUUUCAGUCUCUCGACAUUUCUAUAACCGUAGCCCCCUAAAACUUGAUAUUCAAGAAACGAUAUUUCUUUAGAAAUCUCAGAGAUCUGUCAGGUCAUAUUUUCAAUCUGAGAUCUUUACCCAUGAACCUGGAUAUGAUGUCAACAGAAAAACAAGGAAGCCAUGGCAGACAACGGUUAAGUGGAAUCUUCGAAAAGUAGUUAUGUACGAAUUUUCAAAAGAUUAUGUUUUCUUGGAUUUUGAACAGAACCUUGUAUGACAUUCAAACUAAUCGAUGUUCUUUAUGAUUCUUUGAAUGUUUCAUCUGAUAAAUGGAUCAAAAUUAGAUAUUGGAUACUGAAAUAAGAUUGCGUUAUUCUAAAACAUUGCUGCAAACAAAAAGUAAGAAGUUUCAAGGUUUGCAAGAUUUGGAAAACGAUUUGGCUAUGUCGACAACAAUCCGAUCGUCAAUAUCCCAGAUAAAAUCGAAAAAAUGAAAUGACUAUCACCAAAAUAGCAAGUGGAAUGAACUUUAAAAAUUAAACUCGCACUUAUUUGUUUUCAAUAGUUGAAAUCAUGAGUCAAUGAAAGCUAGACUAUCAUGGAAGCCCUGGAAGCACUGGAC
Molecule: messenger RNA, 2728 nt
Organism: Schistosoma margrebowiei
Lineage: Eukaryota; Metazoa; Platyhelminthes; Trematoda; Strigeidida; Schistosomatidae
Source: the annotation of a GenBank genome assembly